AUGGCUCGCACCCGAUCAAUGCUGUGCGAUUCCUUCGUACAGCCUUCAAAUCCUUUGAACAAGCCAUCAACAGAUCCUAAGCAUGCGCAGCGUACACCGGCGCCACUGUUAGAUCUUCCCGCGGAGGUAAUCCUCUCUGUAGUGGACUUCCUGCCGAAAAUUUCUGUGGCGUGUCUUGCUCUUUGCAAUCGUUAUUUGAGCCAAGUCAUUGGACAUAGCGCUUGGGCAUCUGUGCGACAUCAAAGUAAAGCUGCCCGCAUCAACUUUUCUUCCCUCUUGGCAAAGGAUCUCCCUCAAUACUUCAACUGCCCUGCUUGUCCGACGCUGCACCCAACGAGCGCAGUCUCCUCGUGGUCAUGGACUGCCAGAACCUGUCAGAUACUCCCCUGCGUCCGCCAUAGCAGAGCCUUUACCUAUCACGGUCUCUCCUGGUUUAAGCUGAAGUUUGCGCACAUCCAGCUGGUCAUGAAACGCCACCAUCAUGGAGCACCCCACGGGAUCGCACUAGAAGCCCUCACUCACACAGCAAUCCGAUUCGAUAAGAGACGUCAAUUGACAACCCUCUUCUCAGUCGAGGCCCGCAUCGUUGACGAUGACCUUCUUAUGCGUUUUCAGCAGUGGCUUUUCCUCCCCCACGCCGGUAACGAGCUCUUUCCCAAAGACCCUCUCAGCAAUGCCCGCCCCAAAACGCACUUCCCCAAGCAUCUCCUCCCCUAUCUUUGCCCGCACCUGACCUGCUUUAUCUCCGCCAAACUGUGGCCCCUCCUGCGCGCUCGCCGUGAGUCUCACACUGACACGGCACGCUCUCCACGAACCCCGCGGUGCAACAAGUGCCUUAUGGACUAUUCUCUUGAGACGCUCGACCUCGGGGGAAAAGGAGUUGCCGUGGGUGCCACAAAAUGGCUCGAUUUCGGCGCUGGAAUUACGCCCAAAGACCCAAAGUGGUUGAGACAUCUGGAUACUUCGAAGGACUGCUAUCCUUCGCGUGCACCACGUAGGUCUAAGCCAGAAUCGUCGCACGUGCACGGCAGCAUCAAGACGCGCUUCGAGAGUCAGGAUGGGAUGAGCUUGGAGGAACUUACUGCUUUGAACAUAUCGAGGUUAUUCUCGGAUCGCCAGUGCAAAUCAGUGACGCAGGCGCCGGAUGGGAUGGUGUGGAAGUGGCGUACGCCCCUCAAAUCGUCAUGGUGGUGGGAUCUGGAUCCAUCAUGA
Amorphotheca resinae ATCC 22711 is the source of this 1212-nucleotide messenger RNA. RefSeq lists its product as hypothetical. NCBI's taxonomy places the organism in Eukaryota, Fungi, Ascomycota, Leotiomycetes, Helotiales, Amorphothecaceae. Gene Ontology annotation, molecular function: protein binding. The record is from RefSeq and is a predicted model, not a curated record. Bases 1 to 1212 code for a protein of 403 amino acids. The transcript has a single exon.